AAGUCCUCGAUUCGCUGGAAGAACGUCGUGGAAAUAACACUUGUUGAACCUGGAGGGCAGUUCCAGACUCGCCAUUUUGACCGUUCGUGCGCUGGCAUCGGUGGCUGUUUCUAACGGUGUGAAUUUCAAAAAAGUCAGUUUAUCACACGCCACACUUUUACACAAAUCCUCGCACAAAGACCUGACAAACAGUGAGUGUGCUUGAUACUUUUGGUGGAUCGAACAGUGAAGUGUCAGGAUCAAGAUUUGCGUUUUGUGAAAUGUGUUAAAACCGACCCUUGAUCAACUCCGGGUUUUUCGUUUGUGUUGUCGGUUGCAAAACGUUCUACUGAAGACAACGCACAGAAGUGCAUGAGCACCUGUUUCAUCAGCAGAAGCACAUUCCAUUUCGUUUCUUCCGCGUAACCAUCCUUUGCAAAACAUUCCGACGGUGUAAAGCCCGAUCCCUUUAAAUUCCAUUCUCAAGACCACGUGCGUUCUCUGUUGCAGCAUUGUUGCAGUGUUCUCGGUGGAAAACUUGAAAAAACACGGUCGUGAACCAGUGUGUGAGACUUCAUUUUGUGCGGUAUUAGGAGAUCAAGCCAAUGAAACACCUUUAAGUGAAGUUUAUAAAACUAAGGCGAAUAAGUUCCAUCUUACGCAGGAAACGCUCAACGGAAAUAUUGGACAGCUUUGUAGUGUUUGAGGACAAACGAGUGAACGGUCAAAAUGAAGGCAACUCUACGGCUCUGGACGGCGGUGAUGGCGUUGGUGUGCGUUAGUCUGCAGGUGUCCGCAUUACCGUACAGUGACAGUCGCAUGGUGCAGGAAAACAGCUUGCUUUCGCUGAAAAGGACGAAACCGUCGCUGUCGAUCGUUAACCCACUGGAUGUGCUACGGCAGCGAAUCAUUCUCGAAAUGGCCCGAAGACAGAUGCGCGAAAACACUAGACAGGUUGAGCUGAACAAGGCACUGCUGAGGGAAAUCGGAAAGCGAAGUAGCAACCUGUACGAUGGAUCCGAAUACCCGGUCGACUACACGUACUACGAUCGGAAGCUCUACAACCAGCAUGUCGCAUCCAAACCCGACCACGCCAAUCCCACCGAUGCUGAUGAGCUAGAGGCGAUGGUCGAAAGCCUGCUGCAGCACAACAAUCGCCUUGCCGCACGGGAAGGUAACUAUGCCGGCAAGUUUCAACGAACGCGCUCCGUCAGCGAACGGCAAACACCCGGCUCAAGGAUGGGCUCCGAACAGCACCAGGGCCAGCAGGCACAGUCCCAGCAGCUAACCAGUCUCUUCAACAACGAACAGGACGAUCUCAAGACUAAGGAUCAAGCUCUCAGGCAGUCAACACUAGCGGGAGGUCAGGAACCGGACAACACCGAAGACGAUGACCAGGACCAACAGGAACAACAGUCGAUGAACGAUGGUAGUAGCUCGGGCGUGUUAAAGGCCAUACAGCAGGACGGUAACAAUGCACCGAGCGAUCGGACCAGCGGCACCGACUUUGGAUCCCGUUACGUUUACGGUAUGUACAAAAACCGAUACGCCAACUAAGCAGCAAGGUAGACCAGCCAACAACAAAAAAAAAAGUAACAGGCAAACACUAUCAACGACACGACAAACUUGACGCCCUCUACAGGAAACUGGUUCUGGAACUAGCGCUAUCUUCAAGCAAGAAUAAACGUAAAUUUUGACCGCUGAUAUAUUGUAUAUAAAUAUUGCCAAACAGAGGUAGGAAAGCAAAAAAAACUCUCUAAAAAAACACAAAACACCCACAAAAUCACCACAUAAGGGAAGAACGAUCGGUAAUGGCGACUGAGCACUGGAUGGUCGCUUGCAUUUUAUGACUAAUAAAGACAUACAUGGAAGAAAAACCUAAAACUGCAGCACAUCAACAUAAAACAACACACGAAUGCUGAUUGUGGGCAUGAGAAAUACCACAACAUUUUAGCAACAGUCCGUCUGUUUAGUGUGCUUUUGGUUUCGGCUCUGUGUUGUGCCACUGUGGAAAGAAAGUACAGUCUGCCUAAUUUACGCUGCACCCAAGCCAUCUUUCUUUUUUCCCCGCUAGAUGUCGCGCCGAAUCAGUUAGUGGUUUAAAAACGCUAAUGCAUGGUGUAUGUGUGGUCAUAUGAAUUGGUCAAAAACAUUGACAUGUAUGCUUCUUCCCGUUUUUAAUCUAUUUUGGAGACCGUCUUAAGUUAAUCCACGCAAGCCCUUUUUGAGGAUGCUUUCAAAUUGUCUUAUGGGCAAAUUAUUAUUCAUACCCAUUAAACCAGUACUUCACGCAUGAGCUACGAUUUAUUUGAAGCAGAAAAUAACGCUUUCCAUCCGAGAUCUAACAAACAACACACACACAAGCAUCCAGAGAACAGCCACUUUCGCCAUGUGUGUACGAAAUAUUGAAGCGUUAAAUUACUUUAGCCAACAUCAAGGUGGUACUCACCACCACACACGCUUCCACUAAACCAUCCUUGCUUAUUAGAUUAGCCGUUAAUAAAAUACCGUACCAGAGCCGGUAGCUCGGUGGACGGCGAUGCACUCUAGCUGAAGCGUGACACGGAACCAUUUGGUAGACGGUAGAUAAGUGUGAAGCGUAGACAAAGCAACAGCUUGGCGCGAUGGACCGCGAAGGUGGUAGCAGGUGAAAACACACGCAACCGGCUUCCAAAUCUUUAUCUUUUUUCCGCUUUUGUUAUUGUUAUUAUAACUGUGUUCCGGUUUCGCUCUUUCGGCAGUGGAAGUCCUUUCGCUUAAGGCGAGAAGAGACCGGGUAAUGUGGGACGAGUGAGCAUAAUGUUGAAAAUCUACUACAUACAUCUUCCCGCCCAUGCAGCAUGGACACCAAGAGGCCUCUCUACCUGGGGUUUUUCGUUAUGGAGCCUGCUGCGAUGGAAAAAUAAUGCUACACGAUGAAUAAAUUCCUCACUGCUUCUGACACGUGCGUCCUCCGAGCUACCGAGCGGCCGACGUCUAAUUGUUCAUCACUCUUACGGCAGGGUAAAUUCUUCAACCUCAAGCCUCAGCUUUCAACGUGCUAUGGAACCCAAAGAAAAAAAGACUCCCCGUCUCAAUGUAGCUUCCGGAUUUUCCAACACAUAAAAGCUCAUAUCUAAACAUUUUAUUCUCGCUUCUUCCUUGCUUUUCGGUUCUUGUCCGUCGAACCAUUUCCCGCCAAAAAGUGCAGCAGGUGGAAAAAUUACACGCCUAAAAACACUCGGCACGCAGCUAAAUGAGCAACAAAAAAAAGACGAAAACACCUACAAACAUAUUUUGUUGCUUUGCCCUGUUUGUCCCCGGCACAGCCCGUUACCACGCAAUCGUGGGUCUCCUCCGAGCGUCUCGGGUUGAAAAAAGUGAUCUUUUAACAACGACAAAGGAAACAUGAAUGAAUUGCUCUUCACCGGCCCGGCCCCGGUGGGCUUGGAAACCUCCAAACCGGGACCGGCCCUGCUGUAUGUGUGUGAAUAAUGCGUGCUCCACCGUCAUUUGACAGACUACUUUAUUGAUGCCUGGGAGUUGAUGCUGGUGCUGCUUUGCACCUUCAGCUGACUGUUUUUCCCCUCCCCCAUUUCGUUUUUGUGGCCCCCUGUGGGCUGCUGGGGAGCAUGAGCUUGCCGGAUAGAAUUGCACGGGACCUUCGCGCACGUUUCAUCUUGUGGCUGGCAAGACACGGUGCGUUUGAAGCUGUUCAUUUCUAAUGCGUACGCUCCCGGUAAAAGUUUCAUCAUUCGUCCUAAUAACGUUGAAAGGUCGCUGGAUUAUGUUCCUACUUUUGCGCGCGAGUGCUUCUAGCUUUAUUAACGCUUUCUGGUUAGAAACAUGACUCUUGGUUUUUAAUUGCUUAGAUAAAACUGACUAAAGACUACAGUUAAAAACAAAUAGCAAACAAACGAUACGAAAAUGAAGACUAGUUGGAGAACAAAGAGUUUUUGUUUUGUAAAGUGUAAACAAAUCACAAGCCACUGGUCGCUAAAACAUCGCUGAUGAAUAGAGAUGAGAGAAAAAACAGAAACAACCCCAUACAUAGGCUCUCAGUCGUAUGGAAUAAUCAAAGCUGCUAAAAAAAAUCCGCUUCUACUCCCCUCCCUGCAUGUGUAUUGAUUAAGAAGCCCAGAAACGCUGGCGUCCCUUGCUGCUGGCACCUGAGGACUACACCGUUUUUUGGUUUCCACUAGCGAAACGAACGAGCCUAAUGGGAGGACAGGGAAUAUCUAAUACUGCAAACGCAAACUGGGACACGUUUGGACAUAAUUGUUUAGUCCGCACUGUAGAGGGAAAAGCAGGCGGAAAUGCACAUAGGCUGGUGAACGAUGACGGUAAAGUUGAUAAUUGUUACAUCAAAUGCUAUACGAGUCGAUCAAGAAGAAUCUGGCAUCCGGUACUCCGGAUGCUUGGGCGGUUGAAGAGACAGAUUUCUAGGACAAAUGUUAAGAAGAAGACGGCAAAACCGAUGAGCUUCUGGCGAUGAAUGAGACCGACCGAUGGUGAAAUGCGAGAAUAUACAAACGAGUGAAGCAAAAUGUCUCUUAUCCGAAGGUAGAAGCAAAUAGAAGGCAAGUCGAGUGAAACUGUUGAAAGCAAAUUAUUACCUAACAAAUUCAAAACGGUAUUCAAAGCAUGAGCAUGACUUUGCCUCAUUCAAGAUAACUACUAUUACAAUUACUGAACCGAACGUAAUGCCAAAGCAUGCAGUCUAUUGUACAUAUAUUCUUGACGUAUUGGUAUCCCAUCCCCAUUUAACUAUCUCAUUCGAGCAUUCAAUAUAGCUGCUCAACCAGUGCGAGCGAUCCAAAUACGAACGAGAAAGAUUGAUGGGAAAGAUUUAAAGGAAAUGCAAUGCAACGCAACAAAAAAACGGAUGGAUGAUUUACAAAAUGGCAAAAAAAACAAAACGAAACAUCAAGGAAAAUGAUCACACUCUUUCUCUUUAAGCCAACCCCACAACAAAAAUGGUAUAAAAUAAAGAAUUUAAUUUCUAAGAGCAGCAUGUUAUUGGGAAAGCACGAA
Molecule: messenger RNA, 4992 nt
Organism: Anopheles stephensi (Asian malaria mosquito)
Lineage: Eukaryota; Metazoa; Arthropoda; Insecta; Diptera; Culicidae
Gene: Dh44
Exons: 4
Coding region: 709-1536 (275 amino acids)
Cellular component (GO): extracellular region
Molecular function (GO): hormone activity
Source: RefSeq, a predicted model, not a curated record